Messenger RNA from Gadus macrocephalus (Pacific cod), 1297 nucleotides. It is a transcript of the gene irf1b, whose product is annotated as interferon regulatory factor 1b. The record is from RefSeq and is a predicted model, not a curated record. The transcript has 10 exons. Gene Ontology annotation, cellular component: nucleus. Gene Ontology annotation, molecular function: RNA polymerase II cis-regulatory region sequence-specific DNA binding; DNA-binding transcription factor activity, RNA polymerase II-specific. Bases 162 to 1118 code for a protein of 318 amino acids. NCBI's taxonomy places the organism in Eukaryota, Metazoa, Chordata, Actinopteri, Gadiformes, Gadidae. Gene Ontology annotation, biological process: regulation of transcription by RNA polymerase II; immune system process.
GAUACAGGGGAAAUCCAACCUAUGAGUAUAAAAAAGGAAGCCUUCCGUUUGUGUUUCAGUUCACUUAUUGAAGUCGACCUGAUACAUACAUCAAGCCAGGAGAAAGUCUGGAUCAUUCUUUGCAUUUCUGAACGGAUUAUUCCCCAUUUGAAACUACAAAGAUGCCGGUAGCAAGGAUGAAAAUGAGACCUUGGUUGGAGAGAAUGAUCGAGUCCAAUAAAGUUCCGGGACUCAGUUGGGUGGACAAGGAUCAAAAGAUGUUCGCCAUCACCUGGAAGCAUGCUGCAAGACACGGCUGGCAGGUGGAGAAGGACGCCAGUCUGUUCAAACACUGGGCCAUUCAUACAGGGAAAUUCAAAGAAGGUGUAGACGAAUCAGACCCAAAGAAAUGGAAAGCCAACUUCCGCUGUGCCAUGAACUCACUGCCAGACGUUGAACAAGUGAAAGGCAAGAAUGUCAACAAAGGCCAACAGGCAGUGCGGGUUUACAAGAUGGUGGCAGUCACCGCAACUAAAGACAGGCGGACCAAAACCAAGGAUGGAAAGAGAAGGAACAAGUUAACAAAGGCCAGGUUGGAAGAGACAGACUUCAGUGACACACAAUCGUGUGAAGAUCAACAUCCACCCCAUUAUGACGACACAUGUUCCCCACAGGAAAACACAAUUGACAGCACAGAACAAGACAUGAUAUCUCUGCCUCUGAGUGCAUCUGAGGUACCGGAUUUUGAAAAUGUAAUCACGAUUGGGAACGACAGCAACAACGCAGAUUACUUCUACCGUAGAUUUGAAGUUUCGCCAGAACACUCACCAGAAUUUGAAGACGCAGAGGAGCUCUUAAAGCUAUGCCAGCAGCUGGAGCCAGAAACAAAUUGGAUGCAAAGCAGUUCAGAUGACCGGCUGAGCAGUGGCAUUCACUCAGACUCAAACUACAGCCCACACAGCCAAUGGAGUGACACAUCCUCAGAUCAACUUCCAUCCCUGAAGCAUCUUGGACUAAGUGAGACGGAAGGACAACGACUCACUGACAAUAAAGACAUGUGCUGGAUCCUACUAGCACGAGGAACACAUCAUGUCCGCCUCUCCCCUCCUACUGAGCAUCGCUGUGGAAACAGACUUUAAGAUGGGUUUAAAAAAGGUUUUUCUUCAGUUCAGGGAAAAGAAUCCUCACAACUGCAUCCACUUCUUGGUUUUCUAAAGAGGGAAAAAAAAAUGGUGCCUCUUGUUUCAGCAAACUUUCUAUAUAUUGUCGCAGGCAGCAUUAUUAAAUACAUUAAACAGCUAAUAGUUUUGCAAAGGUU